This is a messenger RNA of Leishmania braziliensis MHOM/BR/75/M2904, 4008 nucleotides long. RefSeq lists its product as hypothetical. The transcript has a single exon. The record is from RefSeq and is a predicted model, not a curated record. The annotation marks the transcript as partial. NCBI's taxonomy places the organism in Eukaryota, Euglenozoa, Kinetoplastea, Trypanosomatida, Trypanosomatidae.
AUGACAUCACUCAGCGUUAUCGUGACGGACGGAGGGUCGGAGUCCAUUUCUCCACGACACGUGGCGGCGCUUCAUGCUCUCUUUUUAGUGCUAGCCACCAUCAGCACCAUCACCUUGCGAGCUCCGGUAUGGCUGAUUGGGGCUCUUUUUUACUGCAGCAGGCACCGCCGCGCACUCGUCGGCCGGCGUCUCUUUCCUUCGCCCCUCUGGCGAACGCUACUUGCCUUAUUGGUGACUUCGACAGUCUGCAACGUUGCUGCAAACGUGCUAACGACACUGCAGCGCAACACAACGUGGGUGCAGAAAAUCGUAUGGCAAUUCUUGUUCCCUGUGUGGGCCCUCCUCGGCGUCCAGCAGUGGGACGCUAGGGAUUACGUCAACACGAUGGUUUGCCCAGGCGCCACAACCGUGGUCCUGGGGGCAUAUCUGCUAAUCCUCAGGCACACUCUCUCAGGUCGCGUUCUCUCUCGUAGUGACGGCACGCGCAUGGCCCAGGACAGGUCAAUGCUUCGGCGUCUCCUUUCUCGCUGGGAAGGCACGAGGAUCGCCACUUGUCGCCUCACCACCGGGUCGCUGCUGUUCCUCUUUAGCUGGGUCACCGCCUGGACCGCAGAGCCGAGUGUGAUCGGCUUGUGUCUAGAAGGCCUCACAUUUGUGUUUGCAGCAGUCUUCUUGCACGUCGAGCAUCACAUCCGGCAACCGUCACACUGCGCGGUGCGCAACGGGCCGGGGGCGAAGCGCCAUGUCCCCCACAUAUUCGGAACCGCUGUCGCCGUGGUUCUUGUGUUCGUGUGUGCAACCCAGAACACCGCCUUUCUCUCUGUCACUCAGGCGCACAGUGACUGGUGCAGGCUGCUCGGCAUCGGCCCCGCCGCCUUGGACACUGUUGCAGGUCUUCGCUACGCGAUGCAGAUGCUGGGCAUGGCAGGCGUCUUCCUUGGCGCCACAGCCAUGCACCACGACAUGGCAUCAUCGGAGAGCCCCAUACCUGAGAGCAGCGCCGGCACGGAGACCUCAGCUGACGGUGUGACCUCUCGCCUGCUCCCCGUAGGAAAUCAGCGGCUGCUGCGCACCCCGGUGUCCGACGCGCCUUUGCCAUCGAUGGCUGCACAUGACGGAGGGUUGUGCGACCGUCAACGAUCGAUUCCACAGGUGGUUGCCAUUGUGUGUCUCACAGCUAUCCUCGGGUACGCUGUCUACUACCCUAGUCUCGUCUCGACGGCAGUGUGGCUGCUCCACCUCUGCUGCUGCGCGGGCGGACUGGUACAGCGUCCGCUGGCGCCACCUUCGGCGCUCCGCAUCGCCCUCGCUUCUGUACUGGCCGCGCUGUGCUGCAUGAUUUUUCUACAGUAUGUGUAUCGAAUGCUGGCGGGCAAUCCGCGCACCGCGGCGUGGGGGCAGUGGCCACCAGCAAGGCCUGCGUAUCCGGACGAUGGUCGUGCGGUGGGUACGCAAGUUGUCGCGGAGCAUCUCAUCGCCCUCCUUUGCGGAGUAUACGUUACUGUUGCAGGUGUUGACGACACCGGCGGCAGCAGCAUCGUCAGCAGCACAAGCGAAGGUGCGGAGCCCGCUGCGCAGUCGUCGUCGCCUGUGAACCGCAUGGUGCUCUCAGCCCACGCCGAAGCGCAUCCCGCGGACUCUGUGCAGGUGACGUGGCUGCGCGCACAGCUGCGCAAUGCGGCGGCAAACCGCAGAAAGCUGCGCGAGUUGUUUGGAGUCGCAGUGGGACGCUCGCCGCGCACUGUCGAGCUCGACGCCAUCUGCGCCGCUGCCGUACAGGAGCUAGAUGGCUCCUCACCUGCCGCUUCGCGAGGUGGGCUUACGGCGCAGGAGGUGACCCACCUCCUUGCCAGUGGCCCCUUCUACACCUACGCCGUCAUUCUCUGCAUGUUUGUUCUCGGCACCAGCAGCGCCACCAUUGAUUUUCUUCAUGCAACUUGUCUGGUGGUGUCGCUCGGGGUUAGCGUGAUCGGCAGCAACGCCGUGCUGUACCGACGAGUGCGCACGGUGCCGCCGGUGUGGGUGGCCAUUGUUGUCGGUGUGCAGCUCUGCUACAGCGUCUUCACCGUCAAGGACGAAAAGCGCCCCCAGCAGCAGCAGCAGCAGCAGCAGCGUUGGCUCAUUUCCGCUGUAGCGCAGCCAUCCUUCAUCAAGCUCAGCCUGGGUGGCUAUGCGGGACUCACCCCCAUUGCGUGGGGCGACUGUGCGCCGUACCUCUACGCCCAGCUCGUACUCCUUUGGUGUAGCCGGUACACGCCAAAGUGGCUCACCGACUGGACACAUAUCUCGCAGUGCCUUAUUUUCCGCUGUCGCUGGGCGCGCCUCCUUCACAUAGUGCACCAGGUCGCCGGUGUUGUGGUACUCGCGUGGAUUGCCCUGCUGCUGCCGAGGAGCGCAAGCGUAACGGUGCUCAUCCUCCUCCUCUUCGCUGCGGCCCUCCUGCAGCACCUGCGGUGUCACAAACUCGCGUACGUGUGGCGACGCUUCCUCGUUGUGGGCUACUGCGGAGUGGUGCUCAUGUCCAUGCUGACGGCGGAAUUCGCGCCGGUGCAGCCGUGGCUCUGGAAACUCCUACACGCACUUGGAUGCCCACCAGGGUCAGAGGGGCGCUGCGCACAGGACAUUGGCCUCCCUGCCGACUCCGCCACGUGGCUCACACCACUCUCCAUUCCCUGGUGGCUCGUUAUUGUGCUCGCGACGGCCACCACUAGUCUAUACCCACUACCGAGCUCGUUGCCACCCUCGCCGGAUGCAGCGUCCGCCACCGGUGUACCAGAGGCGUCGACGGCUCGGUGUUGGCGGGCACUUGUGUUGUGGCCGCAGGUACUUUCCGAUGUGCUCUCGCUAGCUCUUCUCGUCAGCAUGGUUCACACUGCCGUGCAGCGACCGAGAAUUCUGGUGGCGCUUUACUUGGUUGGCCCGGGCCUGGGUAUCUUCCCUUGCUGGACUUUUGGCUUGGCAGCCGUGCAUGCUGCACUGCAGUGUGCGUACCAGCUAUGGUUCUCUCCCGCCUGGCUCGACACGCAGACGCGGCUUGGCCUAUCUCCGGCAGAGCUUAUUGGUCUUUGGAGACCCUCGUUUGCGAUGGGCUCUGCCGAGAACCUUCCGCCGACGCUGGUCGUCGCUGCCGCCCCACUGCUGGUUGGUGCCGUUCAAUCCCUGCAGCUACAGUGCGCGUUGCAAGCUCGGUGGAGAGCGCGCAACAUGGAGGCCGCUGUGUCCGGACCGGGAAGGAUCUGGAGCCGGCUGCGGCGGACGUGCGCUACCCACCUCUACAUGCUGCUGCUCUGGGUGCUGCUGUACCUCGCACAGAAAAUCGCUCUGGGCUGGUUGGUUGGCUUACUAGUCGUGGUGGUGUGGGCCUCAGCUGAAGUGCGAGACUGCGGCGUGCUGCAGCGGCGGCGCUGGCUCUACGGUGCGUGCGCGUCGGUCACUGCUGCUCUGAUGGCGCUGGCUUACGUGCUGCACUGGCUACACGCAGUGUUCCCUUCGUGGAGUGCACUUGCAAUGUACCCGUGGUUGUUAGGUGGCGCCGCCAACGGAGGCAAGACAGGGAUAGGGCUACGUAGCGUGUGUUGCACUGCAGCCGCUGCGUGCGCAGUACUCCGAGUGAGUAGCGGUGCGCCGCGUGACGGAGAAAGCGAACAGCUCUUCCGUCACAGCCACGGCCCCAGUUUCAUCGACUGGUUACGGGGCCGCUCCAGGCGGUCGUGCGAAAAUCGCGAAGGCCCUGCAGCGUCGCUGUCUCAAGUGCUACCCGAUGAAGCACAUGAGUUUUUCAGGGACGUCGCUGACGUGUUUCGCUGUGCCGAAGAAAUCGCCGAGGAAGCUGACGUAUUGCUCCUCGCGCCAAGCCAGGCCCCACCAAGCAAGGGCAGUGUUGUCGUGAGCGUAGCGCGCCUGGUGCCUCUGGUUGCAUGUGGUUCCAUCGCCGUCGGCUCCGCCAAGACGUUACCGCCCUGUGUACUGAGCGUGGCGCUGCUCCUCGCUGGCCUGUGCUUAGCGUCG